GCGACGACUUGCCCCGGGUGCCACCAGCACUGCAAUUCCACUAGCAUUAGGGUCUCGCGUACCGCCCGGCGAGCAACCGGGCCCUCCCUGUGACAUUAGGGUCUCACGGGCAACCCAGUGACAACCGGGCACUUCCCAGUGACAUUAGGGUGUGGCGGUCACUCUAUCCUAGGUUUUUAGUGUGCCCGGUACCUCCCUGUGACAACCGCCCGGGGAUUACCAAUUUUUGUCAAGCCAUGCAUUAUCUCCGAUAUACGGUGUUUAUAAAUUUGUAGCGGCGCACGUCUUUCACGUGCUUGUAUUACGGUAAACCCAGUUUUAUGAAUGCCUGCUGAGAAGGCUGAGAAGGCUGAGAAUCAGAAGCUGCACACAGAUCGUGGGGAUCUGCAGGCCCAUACGCAGGGCUCCAGGGCUGAUCAGUGAUCUGUGUCCGAGACCUUUGAACAAGACUUUUGAGUGCCCGAAGACUGAAAAGAUGGCGGACCCGCGCAUUGCUCGCAUUAGCAAUGCUAUCCGCGCUAUUCCAGAUUUCCCCAAGAAAGGUAUCAUGUUUCGCGACAUCACCACCCUGCUCCUAGAUCCAGCAGCCUUCCAGGAUUCCAUUGACCUCUUUGUCGCGCGCUACAAGGAUCAGGGCAUCCAGGUGGUGGCAGGGAUCGAGGCUCGCGGCUUCAUCUUUGGCCCUCCCCUGGCCCUGGCGUUGGGCGCCAAGUUUGUUCCGUUGCGAAAGCCGCGGAAGCUCCCAGGUCCGACCAUUGGUGUGGACUACUCGCUCGAGUACGGCACCGACCGGAUCGAGAUGCACGUGGGCGCGGUGCAGGCGGGGGAGCGCGUUGUCAUCAUCGACGACCUCAUUGCCACGGGGGGCACCAUGGGAGCAGGCAUCGCGCUCAUCGACCAAGCUGGGGGCAAGGUCGUGGAGACUGCUUGUCUGAUAGAGCUCACAGAUCUGAAGGGCCGUGAGAAGCUUGGGAACACUCCACUGUUUGUCUUGGUCGAGUACGAAGGGGAGUAAGGGAUGAUUUGAAUGAUUGAGAUAACAAGGUACUAUUCGUACGUUCUCAUCAACAUUAUACUGACAACGUUGCAAAGCAGUCUCUGGCUCGGCUGAUUAUUUCGUAACUUUUUGUUCAAAUGUCUAUGGAGACAACUACGAGCGGCGCUGGGAUUCAACGCCAGUUUAAUGACAGACUGGAUAAUCGUCGACACUUAGUCAAAAGUCGGCAGAAUUGAUUGAAACUCUAUGGGUUGAUAUGUUAGACACUGGCACUGAUGGCCUCCAUUAGAUCCAAUUGAUUGAAGAAGCGUAAAAUGGUGACACUAACACGAGGUCUAUGCCCUGUAAGUCGAAUACGUCAAUUGAUCUGGUAUGUGUCAUGUCCCGCCUGCGCGGCAGCAGUCAAGGCGUGAACGUGUUCACCUGUUGUUUUGUGAUACUUCAGCGCAAAUCUGGUAGAUCG
Molecule: messenger RNA, 1460 nt
Organism: Klebsormidium nitens
Lineage: Eukaryota; Viridiplantae; Streptophyta; Klebsormidiophyceae; Klebsormidiales; Klebsormidiaceae
Source: the annotation of a GenBank genome assembly